AUGCCACACGGGAACCGGCCUCUUAACGGGUCACUCUGUAGCGAGUCACUCGCUGCGAUUUUGCUUGUCGGCACGAAUCCGAAUCAUGCCUCCACCUGGCUGGCUCCACGUGGCAUCACGAGUCCAGGUCGCCUCUUCGGCGUUUUUGUCCUUCUAGUGGUAACCGCGCAGUUCCUCUCGCUCGUCGCCGUCGCCAACGCUACCGUGCCGACAUGCGCCAGCCUCGCCGCUCAAGCUCCCUCCUUGAACCUCCUGCGCAAUGCGGGCUUCGAGGAGGCUUCCAUUGCAGCGGACUGGCCGUCGCCCCUGUCGUCCUGGGUGCCGCUCGUCCCCGGCGCAGCAGCGCAGCAGGGGCAGGUGGCGGGGGUGGUACAGGGGGAGGGGGGAGGGGGGGGGGAGGUUCCGCCCGGGGACCCGUCCGUUGCUGCUGAGGGCGGUCGGUUCGUUCGCCUGCAGCCCAGCGACGGCAGUGGCGGCACCGGUGGCGAGCUUUGGGGCACCGGGGCGAGCGAGAGGGAAGGGGCAGUGUGGCCGGUGCAGGGACUGGGGCAGCUGCUGUGUGUCGCGGAAGGCGGAGAGCAGCAGCAGCAGCAGCAGGAGCAGCAGCAGCAGGGGGAGUUUUCGCUGUAUUUCUAUGCAAGGGCACGCGAGUGCAUGAUGGAUAUGUUGCCUGCCUCUGGAUUGCGGCCCAUGCGAGCCAUGAUCGUCGCCCUGCCCCUGCCACCACCACCAGCCACCGCCGGCAGCAGCAGCAACAGCAGCAGCAGCAGCAGCAGUGUGGACGAAGGCGAGCUGGCGAGGGCGCUAGCAGGCGCUAUGAGCAGCGGAGGAGCAGACGUGAUGGUGCUGCAUGAAUGGACGGUGGGCGUUCCGUGCCGCAACAACUCCUACUCACUCUCGGGCCUCAUGCCCUGGCGCCAGCACGGACCCUACUCCUUCCACCUCCCACCCUCCCCCGCCUCCGCCGCUGCUCUAUCCUUCCCGCCGCAAGGCGUUGCGCUGCACCUCGUGCUGCUGGAGGGCAGUGCGGCGGACAGCAGCAGCACGCCCUCUGCUGCCACUGUGGAACUGCCUGUUCCCACUGGCGUGCCCGCUCCCGUACCUUCGACUGUGCCUGGGGGCGCGUCUGUAGCAUCAGCGGCAGCAGUGGAAGGCGGGGAGCUCACGUCGGCAGCAGCGGCAGCGGGGAGCAUCGAUGUGGAUCUGGUCACGGUGGCUCCCAGAGGCACAGGUGCGCUCAGAGGCACAGGUGCGCUUGUUGGGAUCACACGUGCUCACUCCACUCACAACAGGUCGGUUGCAGUGGCAGCAGGGAGCAUGCUGUUGGGCGUUCAUUCUGGGAGCACAGUGUGUGAGUCGACCCACAAGCCGUUGGUCACACACACUUACAACGGACUCCGUAUCCUUGGAGCUCGUUCCUUUUCCUGA
Molecule: messenger RNA, 1428 nt
Organism: Closterium sp. Naga37s-1
Lineage: Eukaryota; Viridiplantae; Streptophyta; Zygnematophyceae; Desmidiales; Closteriaceae
Source: the annotation of a GenBank genome assembly